This is a messenger RNA of Periconia digitata, 1428 nucleotides long. NCBI's taxonomy places the organism in Eukaryota, Fungi, Ascomycota, Dothideomycetes, Pleosporales, Periconiaceae. The record is from the annotation of a GenBank genome assembly.
CUUCAUUUCCUCAAGUCUUUCAAGAUGUAUUAUGAAUCACUGCUUCAAUCAAUGCUCCCUGCCCAGGAUCUCCGCGGGCCCGCUAUGAAGGACGAGCCUGCGUUUUAUCGCAGACUAGAAGAGGCUAUGGACGUUCACCGCCAAAAACGUUCGCUUAUGUGUCUCAAACCAAGAUGGGAUAGCAGUGUAGCGGACUACACUACUAGCGACUUCUUAUCCUUGAAUCGCUCCGGAAAAAUUCGUGACGCAUUCUACGAAGAGCUGAAGAGUCAAGGAUCUUUCGAGCUCAGCGCAUCCGGCUCACGUGUGCAGUACGGAAACUACGACUAUCUACUUCAAGUUGAGCGAGAAAUCGCUGCAUUCCAUGGAGCCGAGACCGCCUUCAUUUGCCACUCUGGAUUUUUCGCAAACGUAGGAAUUCUGGAAGGCGUUCCGCAGCCUGGAGAUGCCAUUGUCAUGGACGAAUUUUCCCAUGCAAGCACUCGCCUUGGACUCAAAGUGACCUUGGCUGCGCAUAAGCUCGAGUUCAAGCACAACAAUCUCGACUCUUUCCGAGAGGUCAUGACUUCCCUGAAGAGCAAGGAUCCCGCGUUCGCAAGCGGCGAUAAGUCCAUCUUGAUCUGUGUGGAAUCGAUAUAUAGUAUGGAAGGCGACAUCUGUCCUUUGCGAGAACUAGUCAGCAUCGCAAAAGAGUUAUACCCUGCUGGCAAUGCACAGUUCGUCAUUGAUGAGGCCCACAGUACCGGCGUCCUGGGUCAGAAUGGGGCUGGUUUAGUAUCUGUGCUGGGACUCGAAAAAGAAAUCGCCAUUCGUGUGCACAUGUGUUCCAAGGCGUUAAGCUCGACGGGAGGGGUAAUUUUGUGCAACCAAACAAUUCGAAGUGCUCUCGUGCAAUACGCACGGUGCCUGACGUAUUCCGGAGCACCUUCUGUUCCUAUGAUCGCGUCAAUCCGUGCUGGAUAUAACCUUUUCAGAAGUGGGCAGACUGUAGAACCCCAAGAAACUAUCCAAAGACAUGUGAAACACUUCUUUACCAAAUUACUGGAUGACCCAAGAUGGCAAGACGCAAUGGAUGAAGGGUUGAUAGCUGUGCCGUUAGCCGAGGACUGGGAAGAACGUGAAUAUCACUCUCACAUUGUAGCGGUGAAGAUCUCCGGGGGCCACGAAUUCGCUCUGUUCGUUCACUUGCUGAUGCUCAACAUGAACGCUUACCCAAUCAGCUACCCCACAGUCCCAAAGGGCACUGGACUGGUCCGAUGCUUGAUCCAUGCCCAUAACACAAUUGAAGACAUUGAUCGCCUGGUGGAAGCCAUUGGCGAUUGGUCAGAAGAAAUGUUGGAAAUCCAACGUGGCGAUUCCAAAAGCACGGUUCCGAGCGCGCUGCGCCGAGCUAUGGGUCUUCAGGCUUCGGGGUGGAAAGAAAAUUGA